Athalia rosae (coleseed sawfly) is the source of this 2757-nucleotide messenger RNA. It is a transcript of the gene Epp, whose product is annotated as protein UBASH3A homolog. The record is from RefSeq and is a predicted model, not a curated record. The transcript has 4 exons. Lineage: Eukaryota; Metazoa; Arthropoda; Insecta; Hymenoptera; Athaliidae. The coding region runs from base 34 to 1869 and encodes 611 amino acids. Gene Ontology annotation, molecular function: protein binding.
GGUUAUUUGCCGUAAUAACAGGUUAAAGACAUCAUGGCGACGUUACCACCGCGUAAGAAUCCAACACCGACGAAAAUAUCCAAGGAGGAUUUAACCCCUCUUCAAAUACUUUUGCAACUAGGUUUUCCCAAGCACAGAGCGGAAAAGGCCUUAGCUGCAACAGGGAAUCGUGGAUUGCAGCUUGCAUCCGAUUGGCUUCUUGCACAUGUUCGAGAUCCGACGCUAAAUGACAACGAACCUAGGCAGUAUGUUUUGUACACUUGCCCUACCGGUUUACUCGCAGAGAAGCUGCUUGCAUUCUGGACUGAAAGUAGAGAGCUGGGGUGGAAUGGAGCUCACAACUGUAUGCCACACGUCACCCUUGUUUCCUUCUUCAAAGCUCCAGAUCGAUCUGCGGAGAAAAUUGCCGGAUUGCUCGAAGACAUUGUGAAUCAAAAGGAUUGCCCGGACCAUGUAGAGCUAGAAACAUACAUAUCCCCAAAUUUUAUGGGACUUUUUAUCGAGGAUGAAUUUGCCAAAUGGUUAAAAGCAAUUGCGGUAAAGUUUGUCAGUAAGCUGUCUAGUCUUGGGAUUGUUGCAGAGCCACAUACAAAGUCUCUUCACAUGACAUUAGCGUACCAGUUUUCAGACAGUCUUUUCCAGCCACUCAGAACAAUGGUUGAGAGACUAGGCUGUACCGCACCUGCUAAUUGGGAGUUGAGAGUUUACUCGAGAGAUGCGAGGCUUGGAGACGCACAUGUUCAUAAAGUCACUCAUGCCCAUGUACCCAGGGAACAUGAUGAGCUUGAAUUAAGACCGGGAGAUUAUAUUUACAUAUCUGAAAGAGCGUGCAAGGAGUCUAUCGAUGGAUGGGUUGAAGGUACUUCGUGGUUAACAGGUAUUACCGGAUACCUGCCCCUCAAUCACACCAAACGUACCGCAGAGUCGGACGCAUGGACGCUUCAUUCUACGACACAAAUAACAGACAGCAGGGUUGAAACAAUCGACGAAGAGAUUCCAAAGACCAGAAAACCACCUGUAUUAUCAUCAACCGAAUCACUGGACAUUCCUGAUGGUGUUCCCACAGAUGACAAACCUAUUGCUGCAUCCAAAGCACCGACGGUCCAAUCGCGACAAAUAUUUAUUUGCCGACAUGGAGAACGAGUCGAUUUUACUUUUGGGGCAUGGAUCCCGUAUUGCUUCGAAGCAAAUGGUUGUUACGUGAGAAGAGACUUAAACAUGCCCAAAGAGAUACCAGCUAGGAAUAUUCAGGAGUUUCAAAACGACUGCCCGCUGACCACGUUGGGUGAAAUACAGGCAAAUUUAGUAGGUCAAGCCAUGAAAUCUUCCAAUGUGUCGAUCGACGUUGCAUUUGCAUCGCCAUCCCUUCGUUGCGUUCAAACCUUGUCCCAGAUACUCCAAGGAUACGGAUCAGACGUUCGUAUAAAAGUCGAACCAGGCUUGAUAGAGUGGCUGGCCUGGUAUCCGAACGGCAUUCCAACAUGGAUGACACCAGAGGCUUUGAUUAAGUCGGGUUUUAACAUAGAUGAAAGUUAUGAGGCUCUUGUAAAAACGGAAAGUCUUCCACAAAGGGAAAAUGCAGCGCAGUAUUACGAUAGGAGCUUUAAAUUGAUCGAAAAUAUAAUCGAACAAACUGAGGGCAACAUUUUAAUUGUAGCACAUGCUGCUUCUCUUGGAGCUUGUACGCGGCAACUUACCGGUGGUAGAGUCCCACCUGCUGCUGAAGUGACUAGACUCGUACAACGUGUUCCUUACCUCGCAUGCUUAACUGCUCACGAGGGCCCGGAUGGCUGGCAAUUACACCCGCCACCAUUUCCUCCGAUAACGCAUACCAGCAACAAUAGAUUCGAUUGGAAGAUACUGACGUAAAUCUCUACGUAAAGACGAGAAGCAACGAAACUGGAUUUCUAGGAAAAAGUUAUGUGAGUAUCAAAAUAAAAGUACAUACAUAGAAAAUAUGGUGGAGAAUAUCGCAAAGACUGCUAUAAUACAAUGAAUUUUUAAUGGAGAGUUUUAUCGUGAUGAUUUUUUUUUUUUUUUGUACAGCUUGUUGCAUAAAUAACAAAAUUAGUAUUUUUAUCAUCGUACAAUUGAAAUUUUUUUCGUUAGCAGUAACACAGUGCUAUUUGUAUCACUAUACAUCGAUAGUCAUCGGCAUUUCAAUGGCACAGUACUUAAAUGAUGAGUAUCGGCAUGGAUAUAUUGAAUAUAUCUGUGGUAUCGGGUUUACCUUAUUUAGUAUUUAGUAUUCUGUUCUGUAGGCAAUCUCGAUCUCUAUACUUGCAAUUUUACUAUUUAUUCCUCACUAUUCGGGUACACGGGCUUACUGGUUGCUACUAUUACUAGUAUUGUUACGAUGUAUUAUUAAAUACAUAUGAAAAACCAAUGUAGGAUUCAAUAAGAUGACCGUUUCUGUCAUUUCCAUUCAGAAACUGAUUAGAAAUUACGAUUAAUGUUAUUGGAAAAGAUAGAAAUCAACUGAAAUGGUGUUUCGUCAAUUAUUCAAAAGCUUUUGAAGCACUAAUUUAUGUGUCUUGUUAUCGUAGGAAUAUGAGGGAACAUUAUUGGGGGUUAUUAUUCUCUGGUUGUAUUGGAGAAACUCGCGUUCAUGUUCCCACUAUGUGUAUACAUACAUUAUUAUAUCUAUACCAUUUACUAUAUUAUUAAGUUUACCAAAGAGAAAUAAUACCCUAUGCAUUACAGAUUUCUGUAUUAAAGAAAUAUUUUAGCUAAAAUAAAAGAGAUUUUGAACCAAAA